Molecule: messenger RNA, 842 nt
Organism: Paramacrobiotus metropolitanus
Lineage: Eukaryota; Metazoa; Tardigrada; Eutardigrada; Parachela; Macrobiotidae
Exons: 3
Coding region: 66-677 (203 amino acids)
Source: RefSeq, a predicted model, not a curated record
UAACGUUUGUUUUACAACUGUUUUAUCGGUGUAUAUGUUUAUGGCUAGCCAGUGGUAAAACAGAAAUGUGCAGCAAAUUUUACCAACAAUUUCUGCGGUGGAAUGGCAGUGAAAGUUCUCUUGCAAAAUGCUUUCGUGCAACUGCGUGCAUGCAGAUCGUAUCUGGACUGGCAUUGAUGAUUUUUGGUAUUGCAGACGCUGCAGUCCAGCCGGAAGAAAAUCACAUCGAACGGAUUGUGGCAACAUCCGUGUUCAGCGUGCUGACGUCGACCGGCGCCGGAUGUGGUCUAGUGUCGUUGUGCAUCGCUCAAGUUUCUAGUUACCGACUCCUUCAGCUAUUCCACUUGUCGCUGAACCUGUUACUCCUUCCGGGAUGUGGUUUUUAUAUGCUGCUCUUGCGUCGUAUAAUAGAGGACACCAAUGCUAAGCUGCUGCAGCCUUCCUGGACGUAUGAGGAAAAACAGGAAGAAAUUGGCGUACAGCGCAUUCGUUAUGUGCUGCUAGCGUUGCACGGGCUAAUUAUUUCUCUUCAAAUGGCUGCCGGCUUUCUCAACUGCAUAAUUUUAUGGAGAUUUCCCGAAUCAAUGCGGCAUGUGAGGCUGAGCAAAAUAACUGGAAAGGGAAGCAUGGAAGCCGAGAUUGAUCCAGAUAUCAAGCAACUUUACGCAACUAUCUAACAGAGCAAAAUUCGACCAUGAUUAAAGCACUGCUGUGGUUAAACGUUGGUGUCACUACAUAUUUGUGUAAAUUGUACUACGAUAAUAAUGAGCAGUCAGCUGCACGGACUUUUUUGACGUGUCUUCCUCUUUUUGAUGCUAAAUAAAAGCACAAUUUAUAUCGCU